AGCGCAACCCGCCCGCCGCCGCUUCCACUCCUGCGCACUGGGUGCGCCCCCCAGGCGGGCCGGGGCCGGGGGCGGGCCGCGGGCGGGGGAGCGGCGGGCGGCCAAUUGCGGCCCCGCGGGGAGCGGCUGCGGCGGGGCUCCCGCCCGUGCUCGUAGGGCAGGAUGGAGGCGGAGGGCCGGGCACCGGGGUCGCCGCUCCUUGCCUGCGGGGAAGGGCCCGGGGCCGACUCGCGCCCCGCUGCGGGUGCCCCCGGCACGGCCCGGGGGCCGCUGAUCGCCGCCGCCGAGGUGCUGGCGCUGGACGAUGAGGAGGACGACCUGGAGGUGUUCAGCAAGGAUACAUCUCUGGCUGAGGUAAACUCAUUCAGUCCUUCAAUGCCAAUAUCCCCCUCAUCAAUGAUAAACCAAUAUAAAUUUGAAGAUGGACCAGAAUUAAGAGAUCUCUUCAUUACAGUCGAUGAUCCUGAAAGCCACAUUACAACCAUUGAAACAUUUAUUACAUACAGAGUAGUCACAAAGACAUCCCGUGGUGAAUUUGACUCCAGUGAAUAUGAAGUUCGAAGACGAUACCAGGAUUUCCUUUGGUUGAAGAGCAAACUUGAAGAAGCACAUCCGACACUGAUUAUUCCUCCAUUGCCUGAAAAAUUCAUAAUGAAGGGCAUGGUGGAACGAUUUAGUGAUGAAUUCAUUGAGACUCGAAGAAAAGCUUUACAUAAAUUUUUGAACCGUAUUGCUGAUCAUCCAACUUUAACUUUUAAUGAAGACUUCAAAAUUUUUCUUACUGCACAAGCCUGGGAACUCUCAUCACACAAGAAGCAGGGUCCCGGUUUGCUGAGCAGGAUGGGACAAACCGUCAGAGCUGUAGCAUCCUCAGUAAGAGGAGCAGUUAAAAAUCGUCCUGGAAUGUUUACAGAAAUCAACGAUUACAUGGGAACAUUUAGUCAGAAAAUAAAUUUACUAGAUAAAAUAGCUCAUAGGAUUUACAAGGAAGAAAGGGACUAUUUUAAUGAAAUGAAGGAAUACGGCCCCAUCCACACCCUCUGGUCAGCAUCGGAAGAAGAUUUAGCAGACUCCCUGAAGGGCAUUGCCAGCUGCAUCGACAGGUGUUGCAAGGCUACGGAGAAGAGAAUGGCAGGGCUCUCAGAAAACUUGCUGCCAAUUUUACAUGAAUAUGUUCUCUACAGUGAAAUUCUGAUGGGUGUUUUGAAAAGGAGAGACCAAAUUCAAGGCGAGCUUGAUUCCAAAGUUGAUGCUUUAGCCAAUAGAAAGACAGAAAAGGAUCUGUUCUCAGAAGAGAUUGGGAAACUUGAAGACAAAGUUGAACGUGCCAAUAAUGCUCUGAAAGCGGAUUGGGACAGGUGGAAGCAGAACAUGCAGUGUGAUAUGAGAUCAACAUUCACUAAUGUGGCUGAGAAUAAUCUCCGUUUUUAUGAAGAGUGCCUUGCUACAUGGGAGUCCUUCCUAGCAUCUCAAACAGUGGAUCUUCAUGUGGAAGAAGAUUCUGAAGACAGGCCUUGAGUAAUAUCUCUGAUUGAUCUCUGCCUUUUCCAUGCAGUUUCUCCCAACCAAAGUGCUUUAUGUGAGAUCAAAUACAUUAUUAAAUUUAACUGCUAAAAUCAGUGAAAUGCAGAAAACCAGCUUAUUGAACACUCAGGUAUUCUAGUCCUGAAAUACAUUUUGGAACAUGCUAUAUAUUGCUUUUUAUUGCUUAGCUCUGAUUUUACAUAUUUUUAUGCAUUUGCAUACAAUUGUUUUCAUAAAUAUAGCAUAAUUUGGAUAUAAAGUAUUUUAAAUAUGUAAAAAUAGCUCCAUUUUAAUAAAAAGUUUAAUAA
This is a messenger RNA of Chiroxiphia lanceolata (lance-tailed manakin), 1832 nucleotides long. RefSeq names its product sorting nexin 7 (gene SNX7). Gene Ontology annotation, molecular function: phosphatidylinositol binding. The record is from RefSeq and is a predicted model, not a curated record. The transcript has 9 exons. NCBI's taxonomy places the organism in Eukaryota, Metazoa, Chordata, Aves, Passeriformes, Pipridae. Bases 163 to 1518 code for a protein of 451 amino acids.